This is a messenger RNA of Scleropages formosus (Asian bonytongue), 1739 nucleotides long. RefSeq names its product tRNA methyltransferase 9B (gene trmt9b). Gene Ontology annotation, molecular function: tRNA binding; tRNA (5-carboxymethyluridine(34)-5-O)-methyltransferase activity; S-adenosylmethionine-dependent methyltransferase activity. Gene Ontology annotation, cellular component: cytoplasm; nucleus. NCBI's taxonomy places the organism in Eukaryota, Metazoa, Chordata, Actinopteri, Osteoglossiformes, Osteoglossidae. The record is from RefSeq and is a predicted model, not a curated record. The transcript has 4 exons. The coding region runs from base 395 to 1660 and encodes 421 amino acids. Gene Ontology annotation, biological process: tRNA methylation; tRNA wobble uridine modification.
GCCGAGUUGUGCGAGGUGGCGACACACGCUCGCGGAGCUCGUCAGGGAUGUGCGGCUCCCCGGUGUGUGGCUGCGGUGGUUAUGGGUGUUGUGCUGCGCUGAGUUGAGAGAGGCGACGAGGACUCCUGUCCGUCCUCCCGGCCGCUCCGCUGUGAUGCUCGUCGUGGUGCUGUCUGUGAGCGCGCAGCCUGAGAGACUCGCGUCCCCGUGCCACUGUGCUGUGGCGCAAACUUAGUGUUUCUGCGUCCACUCGUCAGGAGCACAAGCGCGCCGACGAGUGAGUCGUUCCCGGCGUCGGACGUGGCGGUCAUGGUGUGGCGGUCGUGGCAGGAGGUGAGUGAGCUGAGGAAUUGCGCAGAGGGUUUAUGACUGAGGCCCAGAGGAGAGGAUAACGAUGGAGGAAGCCGCCAGCCAGCUGGAGAGAGACCACGUGCACAGUGUCUACGAGAAGGUUGCGCCCCACUUCAGUGAUAGCCGCUACAAGGCCUGGCCCAAGGUGCGACAGUUCCUGCUGGAGCAGGAGCCUGGGAGCAUCAUUGCUGAUGUGGGCUGUGGAAAUGGCCGGUACCUCAGCAUCAACGACGACGUGUUCAAGCUGGGCUGUGACGUGUGUCGACCCUUGGUUGAGGCGGCCCGCUGCCAGGGCCAUGAGGUGCAGGUGUGCGACGGACUGCGGCUGCCCUAUCGACAGGGCUGCUUUGAUGCAAUCCUGUCUAUUGCGGUGAUCCACCACCUGUCCACAAAAGAGCGCAGGAUCCGGGCCAUAAAAGAGAUGGCACGCACUCUGCGAGUUGGUGGCCGCCUCAUGAUCUACGUGUGGGCUAUGGAGCAGAAGAGGCGAAAGUUUGAGAAGCAGGAUGUGUUCAUCCCCUGGAAUCCAAACCCACCCGCUGCAACCUCCAGCUCAAGGAAGACCAGGAGGCAGGCAAUCGGAACAAGCUGCAGUAUAGAUGGUGAUGAUGACAAGCACAGAAAGGCCAAAAGCACAUCUUCCGUGGUCGAUGAAGAGGACGUAGUGACUACUGUCCACCAGAGCACCUGCAGCCGAUGGUCUUUUUCUAGAUCCCUUGACUCAGUAUUGGACUUUGGUGGCUUGGCCGUGUCCAGGUCCUCCAUCCGGGAACUCAACAAGUCCUGCUCAGACGGAGGGGAGCUGGAUGGCCCCAGGGUUAGUCGGCGCACCCGAGGUGUUGAGCUGAUAAGGCAGUUCUCCGGCCUCUUCUUCUCACGGAACGACUCAGAGGAUGAUGUCUUUAGCUCAUCCACAGAUCUGGGGGAUCGAAGGGAAAAGGCUAACCACAACAGUGGUACCCUUGAGAUGCAAGAAAGCUCUGCUGCAAUUGUGAAUGACUGUGGAUCCAUGCCCUUACCUGACCUGGUCCCUCACCAGAGAGAGAGCUCCAUAGGCAUCUCAAGUGGAGAGCACUUAGGCUCUGAGGGGAGGUCCUCACAGUGGCAAGGCAGUGAAGAAUGCCUUGGAGAGGGGAAAGAGGAGGUGAAGGCCAUCGACUCUUACUUGCGGUACUACCACGUCUUCAAGGAGGGGGAACUGCUGGAGCUGAUCGAGAACCAUGUGGAGGAGCUGCACAUCCUUCAGAACUACUUUGACCAUGCCAACUGGUGCGUGGUAGCUGAGAAGGUCCAGAUCUGGAAGAUCUAAGUGGGUGUCAUAGUAUUUCUUAAUUUAUUUUACAAGCUGGAAUUUCAUCAGUAUUUAUUUUUUACAUAAGCAGAUGUUU